AUGCGUUUCGCUACUGGUAUCAUCACGGCCUGCGCCAUCCUUGGCUCCGUCAACGCCGGCAACAAAGUGCCAAGUACGGGCAAGAUCAUCAAGGCUGGGCCUCGUGUCGGUUCCGGCGCCGAAGAUUCUGUGUACGACGACGUUCCCGGCGUCAUCAAGUCGACCGAGCCUGCUCCGAGACCCGCCGCACCCGCCGCACCCGCCACACCCGCCGCCAGCAAGGCAGAAGUCAACAGAUGGAUCAAGGACGCCAUGGCAGAGGCCAACGCCAUCGAGGUUGCCACCGAGAAAGAAGCCAAGCAACGCGAGAUCGCCGAGAAACAGGAGGCUGACCGUGUCGCCCUUGAGGCACAGCAGGCCGUCGAGGCCAAGGAGGCCGCGUACCAGCAGCGCAAGGCCACCGAGGAUGCCGCAAAGGACGCCGCAAAGGCCCAGAAGCUCGCCGGCGAGCUCGCCGAGAAGAAGCGCCUCCAGAAGAUCAACAAGCAACAGGAGAAGGACGUCACCUCCUGGGUCAAGAAAGCCCUCGCCGACGCCCGAAAGAAGGAAAAGGAGGAGGAGCGCAAGAUCCUCGAGGAGUCGCAGCGCCUGGACCGCCUCUAUCUCGAGCGCAAGCAGCGCGAGGCUGACGAGGCUGCCGCCAAGCAGGCUGAGCGCGAUGCCGAGGACGAGCGCGAGUACCUGUGGCAGAAGGAACGCGAGGAAAAGGACCGCAAGGCUGCCAAGGCUAACGACGACGGCGAUGUCACCCCCCCUGGCGUCAACCGCUACGUCAACGUUCCUCAGCCCAUGCCUGCUUACCAGCCCGCUCCGGUCGCGCCCGUCUACCAGCCAGCCCAGCCGGUUCAGCCGGCCUACGUGCCCCAGCCCGCUCCGGCCCCCAUCAUGGCCGCCCCUCAGGCUGUCCCCGUUGGUGAUCGCAGGGUCGGCGUGCCCUUCGGAUUUCCCACCAGGAACGUCCGCCGUGGCCUCAGCCCUGAAAAUGAGCAGUACGAGGCGAAGGGUGAGGCCUUGGUAUGUAAGCACCCCAGAUACGUCUCCAAGCCUGUCAGGAAGAUGAUCUCGUUCAAGAACCCCACUUCCAAGCCUGUCUCGACAGCCAAGCCGACCGAGGCGAAGGAUGCCAAGGCCAAGAUUCGAAAGGAGACUGUUGAGCAAAUCACCCGCUUGAUUAAGGCCAACUUCGAGUAA
Molecule: messenger RNA, 1191 nt
Organism: Verticillium nonalfalfae
Lineage: Eukaryota; Fungi; Ascomycota; Sordariomycetes; Glomerellales; Plectosphaerellaceae
Exons: 2
Coding region: 1-1191 (396 amino acids)
Source: RefSeq, a predicted model, not a curated record